AAUUUGAUAUUGGUUAACCGCGGUAAAUUUUUUUGAAAUAAUUUGUUGGCGUCGAACUGUCAAAAAAUGAUCGCGGUGGAUUGCGGUGGAUACUUUACUAUCACAGUCUUUUGUGUUCUCAAUGUGGUAAAUGCUUUGGUGGAUUUUUGACACUUCGAAAUAUUUCAUCUAUUUGAUUUUGGUUAACCGCGGUAAAAUUUCUUGAAAUAUUUCGAACUGUCAAAAAACCAAAGCAAAAACAAAAAACUGUGGUAGUGAACAUUGAAGAUAAAAAUUACGCCCAAAAUGUGUCACAGCUACACAUUGGAUGUGUCGAUUUUACACAUCGGUCUGGUUUUUGCCCCAAAAUCCAUCCAAUGUGUAAACUUUUUUGCGACUGCUGCACAAAGUUGCCGCCAGGUGCGGGCAGGUCGCGAGCUGUCAAACUGAUAGAGUUUUAUUAUAUCCGGGAUUAUUAUAUUUUAUGUUCGAUCUAUUUGGCCAGCGGAAUAAACUUGGUUCCUGGACGAAGAUUUACUUUUCGGACCGGAUUUCCGGACAACCUCAGUAUUCAGAGGGUAAGAUUUGAUCACAACUUUUGUGGGUUUGUUUUGAUUCUUUAUUUUUUUUAGGUUAGCACUUUUCCGGUGUCCAGUUUGAGUGCAGCUGCUUCUCCUACUAGCACAGGUUCUCUGGAUCUGUACCACCGCCAACGUGUCCACAAUCCACACUUCGGGCGGCUCGGUCAGCCGAAUUCGAGCUGGAAUCCGCUAUAUGUGCCUGUGUACAUUCCGCAAAAGCCUCAGCUGACGCACAAGUCGAUGGCGCGGUCAAAGCUCACGUGACACACCCCGCCCAACCACCAGGACCAGCUGUAAAACUUUAUGUCCACAAACCACAAGAACAAUGUUGAAAUCAACCCGAUACUGCCAACGUUUAGUCGUAGUUCCUGUAUGCCGCUGGGCUCGGUCGUCGGCGGAACGGAGUCGCGCUUUCUUCUUGACGCUGAACAACUCAACGUCAAUGGCCGCGACCAACAAUUUGUGUCCAAGCAACAACAAGUUCGAGGGCGCGGUCCUACCACCGACCCUACCGGAACGAUCCCCGCAGAGAGCGGUUAAAGCUGGCAACGACCGUGCGCGAUCCGCCAUCGAUCAGCUGCUGUUCCAGUGGGCGGACAAGAUCGAGCUCGAGUCGAGUCCGGCCGCCCGCGAGCGAAAUGAACGAAGCGUCUACUCCAUCUUCCGCAUUCCGACGACCGCCAAGCAACCGUCCCGGUCGCCGUAGGACGUCAGCGCUUCUCCAUCUCGCUGCACGGACCCAGCGUUCACGGCCGCCUCCCCGUCAUCAUGUAGGGCAUGACCGAGUAAAAUGUCAAGGCGUUGUCUCCGCAGAUGUACCUGUACAGCAACAUCAACAACCGGCUUGGUCAUUACGGCUACGUCCACCUCAAGGUCAUUACGGCUACGUCCACCUCAAGGAGAAGUUCAAGCCCCUGGCGGAGACGUCCUCCAUCGAAGACGAACUCCAGCGUUACUAUCACGAGGUGGUCACUCCAAAUAUAUUGCAUUUAUUUCAUAAGUUGAUCCGUAUGUGCAUCCAUAUUUACGUGUAUUCACGAUUCCGUUAUAAAUUUUAUUUCAGUGUUUUUACAGCUGUCAUCGCAAACGUGCGCACUGCUGAUUGUUUACAAACAAAACAAAAACCCUUGAAUUUUGCCACGUUCUUUGGGCAAGGCACGCUAUGUUGAAUUCCGAGGAGCAAUCGGGACGGGAGACCAAGAUCAGUAGGAACCGAUCGACCGCGGUGGUGGUGUUGGACUACCAGCGGACGGGCAAGCGCACCCUCAUCAAGACUACGACACGGCAGACGUACUUUUUGCUCGUGAUUGGCCUGGUCGUUCCGGAGAAGCUCAAUCCGGGCAAUUAGGUGAGAGUGAACAAGGACUCGUACGUCGUACCUCAUCCUGGAGACACUUCCAGCCGAGUAUGACGCGCGCGUCAAGGCGAUGGAGGCGGAAGAAUGGCCCACCGAGCAGUACUCGGACAUUGGCGGGUUGGAAAAGCAAAUCCAGGAACUGAUUGAAGCCGUCGUGCUGCCGAUGACGCACAAGGACAUGUUCAAGAACCUGGGAAUUCAUCCAAAGGGAGUGCUGCACGCUUUCGGCUGGUACAUGUGUGGCGCAAACAAUGUUGACCUUCCUGAAGCUGGCCGGCCCGCAGCUGGUGCAGAUGUUCAUCGUUCAUCGGAGACAAUGCCAAACUCGCCCGGGACGCAUUUACACUAUCAAGGGAAAGUCGCCGACGAUUAAAAAAAAAGUUUCUUUGAUUUUCUUUUUAUUUAUUUUUUUUGUAUUGUUGAAUAUGAUGAAAAAAAAAACAAUAAUCAUGAGACAACGCGUUGCGUUGCGUACGAUUGCAAA
Messenger RNA from Culex quinquefasciatus (southern house mosquito), 2401 nucleotides. RefSeq lists its product as uncharacterized. The record is from RefSeq and is a predicted model, not a curated record. Lineage: Eukaryota; Metazoa; Arthropoda; Insecta; Diptera; Culicidae. The transcript is spliced from 3 exons. The coding region runs from base 886 to 1266 and encodes 126 amino acids.